This is a messenger RNA of Cuscuta campestris, 952 nucleotides long. The record is from the annotation of a GenBank genome assembly. Lineage: Eukaryota; Viridiplantae; Streptophyta; Magnoliopsida; Solanales; Convolvulaceae.
GUCCCACCCAUUGCCAUUCUGUCGUUUCCCAUGCCCUUUCCCGUCUUUUCCGACCCCUUUCCUUCCACCAGCUCCCCGCCUAUAUAACCCAACCUAUACCGAUCUGCUCUCUCCGACCACAACUCGAUCCCCGGCGACGAGAAUAUGGGUUUUCCGGUCGGGUACAACGAUCUUCUUCUUCCGAAGCUUCUGGUUCACGCGCUCACCAUUCUCGGCCUCUUCAGGAGAUUCAUCUCCGCCGUUUUCGACUUUCUAGGUUUCUUAAAUCCAGAGAUGUCCUUCCCGACCCGGGAGGAAUCGGGUCCGAAGCCCCACUCCAUCUCCGCCGAACAAAUCCGGGAACUGCUUCCGGUGGUUAAUUUCUCGGAGCUGGUGGACCCGCCGGAGAGCUGCGCCGUGUGCCUGUACGAAUUCGACGGCGGAGACGAGAUCCGGCGGCUGACGAAUUGCCGCCACGUGUUCCACCGGGGCUGCCUCGACCGCUGGAUGGACCACGAUCAGAAAACUUGCCCGCUCUGCCGGACGCCGUUCAUACCGGGAGAUAUGCAGGAGAGCUUCAACGAGCGGCUCUGGCUGGCGUCCGGGAUUUCCGAUUUCUACGCCGAUUAUCCGCCGGCGAACGCCGGUUUGUAGGGGCCCACGCGUCUUACUUUUUAAUUUCACGAUAUUUCGUCCUUAUAUUUGACUUAAAAAUAAUGUACAGGGAAUACUACAGUGAGGAAAGGAUAAACGAUGUCAAUUUUGAGGAUAUGCUUUUGAAAUCUGUAAUACUCGCAUUUUAAUCUAGAAUAUUGCAGUUGUACCCUUACAUUAUUUCAAAUAGAAAAAUGCAUCUCUAUGUAUUUUAAAUUUAGAAAAAUUACUCCCUGUGUAUUUAUAAAAUACUACGUAGUUUGGUAUUCGAAGUAUUUAUUUAAUUUUGACUUUUUGUAAUUAAAUUUGACAGUAUUUA